GCCGACUGCUACAAACGGUGGUGCUCGCGGUUAAUUUUUACAAAAUUUCUGUUUAUUUCAGUAGUUGAAUAGAAAACUAUAUUGUCUUACUAUAUAAUGUAAGUCAAUACGCCUAAUGAAAACGUUAAUGUAUCCUGAAGAUGCCAGUUAAUUUGGUUGAAACGAAAAAAGGAGUCGAAAAAGCAAAGUUUUCACUGUCCUUGAAUAGAAAUGCAACUUAUCUGAGCAACGAAGACCGACAACUUGCAGACCCGAAAGAGAAAUCAGUUCCUGGCAAGUUCGGUAAUCACGAUAAUAAGGAGAACAGGCCGGCAAAGCGGCCAUUCAAAGGCACUUAUAACAAUACUUUGAGUUCGGCUAAAAAGUUAAAGCCACUCACUGAAUCACCUAAGCCACCAGUAUCAAAUCCUCCACCAGAAACAGAGCUGAUAAUCCUGAAAGCGCCCGUGGCAAGCACUGCCAUGUUGAAUGGCCACCACAAUGACAACCAGUAUGGGACGCAGCGCAAGAUGCCCAUUGCCACCCUGUCUAACCUCGGCAACACUUGCUUUCUCAACAGUGUUCUUUAUACCUUGCGGUAUGCACCAAGAUUCCUCCACAACCUUCACCACCUGGUCUCUGACUUGGCCAGUGUGGAACAGAACACAACUCUCGGCAGCAUACGACUGAAGAGUUCCUCGCUGGGGAGAAGCGCAGCUGGUCUAGCUUCGUCCGGAGCCAGGUCUUGGAGUAGUAAGGACCUGCUCUCUCUUGGACAGUCCGAUAACUGUUCAGAGAAGAGUAAAAUAAGGGUAGCAACGGAGAAACUUCACGAAACGUACCUUAACCUACGGGCGGCGGAGAGCAAGUGCUACAACAGUAACUCAUCAGACGCCUCUCCAGAGCCCUUCGCGGCUGACGCCUUCCUCGCGGCGCUGCGAGACGUCAACCCUACAUUUCGAGGUAACCGGCAACAAGAUGCCCACGAACUGCUGGUGUGCAUCCUCGACAACAUCCGCGAGACGUGUCGAGCGCUCAGCGACCGCGCGCGGUUACAGGCGCCCGAGAACGGAGACAGCAACGGCGUCGGCCGGCAACCAAGUCUCGAUAGCGACAGCAAAUCCAGUCUCGGCAACCUUCGCAAGUCGUGGAAGAAACGCAAGGAGGGCAACAAGAGGCACUCGCCUACUGAGGACAGGGCGCCUUCUCCGGCUGAACCUGACCAUAGGCCCGGAUGGGAUUUCGUUGCUGACGACUUUGAAGGCACGAUGGUAGUCCGAACAAUGUGCCUAGAGUGCGAAGCGGUGACGGAGAAGGCGCAAGCGGUCCUAGAACUGUGUGUGCCUGUAGGCGAGGAGGAAGCUCCCGACUCUGAACCCUUCCGGGCCGCCUGUCUCACCAGCGAGUACCUGAGGGAUCAGAACAAGUAUUGGUGCGAACGCUGCCUCCGCUACAACGAAGCGCGGCGCAGCGUGGCGUUCCGACUACCUCGAAUUCUAGUGUUGCAACUAAAAAGGUUCAGCGGCGGCAUGGAGAAGAUCACGCGGUACGCGCCCACGCCCCUGCUCAUGCCUUGCUUCUGCGAGGUGUGCGCGCGGCGCCCGCAGGAUCAAUCGCCCACACACAGUUACGUCCUCUGGGCGGUGAUCAUGCACCUCGGGCAGUCGUUAUCAGGCGGCCACUACGUGUCGUACGCUCGCGCCGCGCCCGGCGCCAACAACGGAGCCGGCGACACUUGCUCCAGGACUAGCGACGCGCCUCCACAGCCCACCAACUUCAUGCGGACACUGUUCCACCGGCCCAGGCAACAGACGCCUGGCUGUGCUGCUAAAGAGUGCUGCGUCCCGCGACCUCGUCCCGAAGCGUCGUGGCUGGCGUGCGACGACGAGCAGGUGAAGCCGAUCUCCAACCAGGAGUUCAGCGCGCUGCUGGGCGCCGAGCCGCGCGCCGCCGCCGCCGCCGCGCCCUACCUGCUGUUCUACGUCAAGGCCGACGACUAGCGCGUGCGGCCUGCGACCUCCGACAUACGAGACGGUCGUGAGGACGUGGUGAAGGAUGCGGCUUGAUGCGUAUAACUAGAGUGCGCGCCGCCAUCUUUGAUUUUUGCCUUUGCAAUCCUUCCUCCGACCGAUAUCUGAUCGGAUAAUGUAAACACACUAAGAGGAUGACGAGCUUUCUUUUAAGAAUAGGUUUUCCAAAAAUGAUAUGUACAGAUAUUAAAAGGGUCGGCGGCGUGCUCCUAUAAAGUUUCAGACGUCCGCCCAUAUGGUUGUUUGCCGAUGAUGUGAUCUAAAACGAUCGCAUUAAGUGUCUAUCGCCUUCUUUAAAUAUUAUUCUCGUCCGCGACGAAGAAAUAAUCCUACAAUAUGUAAAUGAUCAUUCUAUAAAGCGACUAAAUUGUUUUAUACGAUUACCUAAAUUAAAACUGUUCAGUAUGAAUUCGCUUCGCAAAAUAUUGGAAAACGCAAUUUCACCCCUCGUAUCAGUAUAUCUUAUUACACAAAGCUGCAUCCUUUGCCGUACAUCCGUGCUACCUCGUGAGUAUGACGCGUAACAUUUUACUACAAAGCUAUGCGUACAUAUAUGGCAGAGGUAACUAACCUUUAAAUAGUUCUAAAGAAAUAAGUAACAAGUAGAAGGUGUUUUCUGUCAGUGUGUGAAGAAUGCUUAUCUUAAUUGGUGAAGGGCCAACAAUGGUUAGGAACCUCUGAAAUAAACACAGAUCAUACUCUUUGAAUCAAAUUAACUAUUUACUAUGGAAAUAGUACAUAGCUCAAAUAUUAAAAUGCUUCGAACAGCUUUGUAUUAAAAUGUGAUACAGGAUACAGGCAUCCGAUUAGAAUACGCUAUAGUAUUGUGAAGGCAACAUUUCGUUCGUUCAAACAUUAUUUAGAUGCUUUAAAAAGACGUUUCAGAGACAGAAUACUGUCGGCCGUGAUAUUAUGAAUGUAGCUGAAAUAUAAGAUAUUAUAGAAAACGAUCAAAGUAUAUUGUAAAGUGUAUAUUAUAAAUGCAUCUCACUAUUUUCACUCGACAAUAUGAACUCCAAACAGUUUCGGAUAUACCUUCCAUUGUAUACUGUAUCUUCAUAGAGUUUAUAUAGUAUAGUUAGCUAACGCAAAUUUUGAGUCACCGACUACAUAAUUUCAUAUGCCAUAUAUUAAAUUAGUUUUAAAGACGUAAGCAUACAUGCUACGUGUACGGUACGCACACAUCACGCAAGUGGUGUGUCGUGUCUAUUAGGAGUCUGUAUAUAUUACCACGUCACGUCACACGCACCCCGUGAUUAACGUUAGGUAAUGUUAUCAGAGACACGUGAUUCAUAAAGACUGGUAGUCUCCAAAGUUUCAUUCAUCAAUAAUAGCGUCAGGUAUGUAUUUUGUUAGUCACUUUGACCUCUUAGCUCACAAAAUGUCGCUGUAGCCCAGUUUUUAGGGUUCCGUAGUCAACUAGGAACCCUUAUAGUUUCGCCAUGUCUGUCCGUCCGUCCGUCCGUCCGCGGAUAAUCUCAGUAACCGUUAGCACUAGA
Molecule: messenger RNA, 3508 nt
Organism: Leguminivora glycinivorella
Lineage: Eukaryota; Metazoa; Arthropoda; Insecta; Lepidoptera; Tortricidae
Gene: Usp1
Product: ubiquitin carboxyl-terminal hydrolase 1
Biological process (GO): protein deubiquitination
Cellular component (GO): nucleus; cytosol
Molecular function (GO): cysteine-type endopeptidase activity; cysteine-type deubiquitinase activity
Source: RefSeq, a predicted model, not a curated record